AUGGCGACUCUUAAAGGCGUCGUUACUGCAGACAGGACAAACCAAUACCUGCACCUGACGGGCCUCCGAGGAAUCCUUGUCCUUGAGAGUUUCUUCUGGACAUUCUUCGAAGUUUUCAUCCCGACUCUGGUAUCCCAAUUGAACCAAGGAGCAGAGUAUCAAGCAUUCCUGCGAAGAAUAUUCAGCGUGCCGUUCUGGAAUAAAGACCUGAUACACAACUUCAUCAUCAUUCUGUCCAUGCGAACAAUAUGCAAUUCCUUCCUGGCGAAUCCGACCGGACAGACUUAUGCCGCCACUGUGGUCCGGCGCAUAGUUCGAAUGGUCGUUAUUAUUUGCAUGGGAUCCGGCAUGGCCACCCUUAUCUUCACCCAGAUCGGGACUGGAUAUAUUGACAACUUCAAGACCGAACUGCCGAAUGAGAUAAUCAAGACUCCUGCGGUAGCACAUAAUGCAGUCGCAGCGCUCAACUCAUUGUUUAACCUGUUUUGGAUCACUACCGACUUCUACACCCAGGCAGCGAACACCUUCUGGCCAAAUGCCACACUGUGGGUGUCUUCUAUCAUCUAUUUCCAGUCGUUUACAGUGUACUUCUUGAUGGUUAUCCUGCCGUACACCCGUCCAAAAUGGCAUGUUCAGGGGAUAGGUCUCUUCGCCGUCGGCUCCUAUUGGAUGGCAUCGUGGGGUUGGUAUUCCGCGACUGGAUUAAUCUUCGCGGACAUCGCGAUCAAUACAACUCUCAAGGCUGAGCUGCUGAAGGGCCUCAAAAUCCGAGGAGAUUGGCGGGUUCCGUACUGGGUCGUCGCACUUGCGUUUGCAGCAAUAGGGAUUGCGCUCAAAUAUACAUGGGCCGUGCUACCCCAGUAUGUUAACAGCAUGCUUGUUCUCCAUCCUUAUCUGGACCUCUCGGAGAACUACUCGCCCCAGACGUUUGAGGCCAGCGGACCAUACGCCAGGCUUGACGACUGGUUCAUCAUUUGCGGGGUGAUGUUGGUGGUCGAGCUAUUCCAGAAUGUGCGAUACUUUCUCUCAUUCAAGCCGCUUGUCUGGCUUGGUGAGCGCUCAUUCAGCAUCUUUGUCGCACAAUGCAUUGUCUUCUGGACCGCGGGGAUCAAGCUCUGGCUUGCGUUGAGUGGCAAAGGCAUGAGCACGGCUGGUGCCAAUGCCGUCGUCUUUGUCGUGGGCUUGCUGGCAGUCGCAGUCUUCGCAGAGAUGUUCUAUCGCUGCGUUGAUCUUCCGUCGAGAUGGCUGGCGAAGAACACGUAUCUCUGGCUGGUGGACUGA
Zasmidium cellare ATCC 36951 is the source of this 1281-nucleotide messenger RNA. RefSeq lists its product as uncharacterized. NCBI's taxonomy places the organism in Eukaryota, Fungi, Ascomycota, Dothideomycetes, Mycosphaerellales, Mycosphaerellaceae. The transcript is spliced from 3 exons. The record is from RefSeq and is a predicted model, not a curated record. Bases 1 to 1281 code for a protein of 426 amino acids.